CCGGCUCGAGCCCGCUGGGCACGCGGGGGCGCGCACGUCGCUCCCCGCCCUCCCGCCGCCGUCGCCGCCCGCUCUUGGUUUCUCGCGCUCCCCGCCCGUCGCUCUCCGUCGGUUGUCUUGUUAGUCAGCCGCCGCCUCCUCAACCACCCGCCGUAGUCUUCGAGCUUGCGACUCGAGGACAAGCGUCCUCAGCGCGGAGAGGCCGGACUCGGAGUCGUCGCCUGAGUGCCUUUCAUCUGAGAAGUUCAGGGCACUUUGUAGAACUUCUGCCAUACAGGCCGUGGGUCUUGCAGCACAUUUGUAAGUACAAUGAAGGAUAUAUCUGCCUCUGGAGAAGUUCAGAAUCAAAUCAGUUCCUGUCAAAUGUAUAGCAAGUGAUUUGUGAUACACCAGUGAAAAGGACCAUGGUGGCUGAUCAAACAGUCAAUGGCUGCCAUCCGGAAGAAACUGGUGAUUGUUGGAGAUGGAGCCUGUGGCAAGACUUGCUUGCUCAUUGUCUUUAGCAAGGACCAGUUCCCAGAGGUGUAUGUCCCUACGGUGUUUGAGAACUAUGUGGCAGAUAUUGAAGUGGAUGGAAAGCAGGUAGAGUUGGCUUUGUGGGACACAGCUGGGCAGGAAGAUUAUGAUCGCUUGAGGCCUCUCUCCUACCCGGAUACCGACGUUAUACUGAUGUGUUUCUCCAUUGACAGCCCUGAUAGUUUAGAAAACAUACCAGAAAAAUGGACUCCGGAAGUCAAGCAUUUCUGUCCCAACGUGCCCAUCAUCCUGGUUGGGAACAAGAAGGAUCUUCGAAAUGACGAGCACACAAGGCGGGAGCUGGCCAAGAUGAAGCAGGAGCCAGUAAAACCCGAAGAAGGCAGAGAUAUGGCAAACAGGAUUGGUGCUUUUGGGUACAUGGAGUGUUCAGCAAAGACCAAAGAUGGAGUGAGGGAGGUUUUUGAAAUGGCCACGAGAGCUGCUCUGCAAGCCAGACGUGGGAAGAAAAAAUCUGGGUGCCUUGUCUUGUGAAACCCCUGCUGCAAGCACAGCCCUCAUGCGGUUAAUUUUGAAGUGCUGUUUAUUAAUCUUAGUGUAUGAUUACUGGCCUUUUUCAUUUAUCUAUAAUUUACCUAAGAUUACAAAUCAGAAGUCAUCUUGCUACCAGUAUUUAGAAGCCAACCAUGAUUAUUAAUGAUGUCCAACCCACCUGACCCACCAGGGUCCUUCUGACACUGCUCUUAACAGCCCUCCUCUGCACUCCCACCUGACACACCAGGCGCUAAUUCAAGGAAUUUCUUAACUUCUUGCUUCUUUCUAGAAAGAGAAACCGUUGGUAACUUUUGUGAAUUAGGCUGUAACUACUUUAUAACUAACAUGUCCCGUCUGUCAUCUAUCAGCUGCAAGGUACUCUGGUGAGUCACCACUUCAGAGCUUUACUCCUUUUAACAAAUUUCAUUGGCAACACUCUGGGUGGCUAUCCAGUUUUUUGAAAAUGUGCUCAGCCAGAAAGGCCCAAAUCCACGCAGCUGUGGUCAAGUUACAGUUCUGUGGUUUCAUGUUAGUUACCUUAUAGUUACUGUGUAAUUAGUGCCGCUUAAUGUAUGUUACCAAAAAUAAAUAUAUCUACCCCAGA
Molecule: messenger RNA, 1612 nt
Organism: Bubalus bubalis (water buffalo)
Lineage: Eukaryota; Metazoa; Chordata; Mammalia; Artiodactyla; Bovidae
Gene: RHOA
Product: ras homolog family member A
Exons: 7
Coding region: 427-1008 (193 amino acids)
Biological process (GO): small GTPase-mediated signal transduction; stress fiber assembly; cell migration
Cellular component (GO): dendritic spine; cleavage furrow
Molecular function (GO): GTPase activity; GTP binding
Source: RefSeq, a predicted model, not a curated record